Molecule: messenger RNA, 1692 nt
Organism: Drosophila takahashii
Lineage: Eukaryota; Metazoa; Arthropoda; Insecta; Diptera; Drosophilidae
Gene: Ir60e
Product: Ionotropic receptor 60e
Source: RefSeq, a predicted model, not a curated record
AUGUCUAUUAAAAUGUUCUUUUUUCUAUUGACACUAGUUCUUCUCCAGGUGGUUGGUGCUCCUUUUUCGGAAUCCAACCAAGUGCUCCAUGAGCUCAAUCACGCUUUUCAAACGGAGCUCAAUGUGUUCAUUGAUUUAGAGGACUUAAAUGUUCUCCAUAAACUAGACACUCCUAGGAUUUUAAUUUCAUCAAGUUCGAGAGAAGCUGGAGAUCUUCGAAUUUGUGGAAACUUUACAGAAAGAGCUAUAAUCGUGGUUCAAUUAAAGGAUUCUAAACUAGAUCCCAAGGUGGCUAAUAUCCUUCCACACUUGAUGCAUGACCUCCAUGAGCUGCACAUAGUAUUUAUAAGCGGAAAGGAACCUGAAUUCUUAAAGGACCUUUUUACCUACUGUUUUAAACAAGGUUUUAUAAAUGUACUUUUGAUACACCGCCAGAAUCUCCACAGUUAUCUACCAUAUCCUUCCAUUCAAACGAUUCAGCUGGCAAAUAUCUCUGAAUAUCUCAAAAGAGGAAGGAUAAUUCGCAAUUUUCAAGGACAUCCGGUUCGCACACUUCGCACAACUCUAGCCCCUCGGGAUUUUGAGUACUUCAACGACCAAGAUGAGUUGGUUCGUUCAGGAUAUUUGUUCAUGGCUGUCAAGGAGCUGACUUAUCGCUAUAAUGCCUCCCUCGAAAGUGUUCCCCUGCCCGAUUUACCGGAACUCGAGUCCUACGCAGCUGUAUAUAAAAUGCUAGUCACGAAAAAGGUGGAUAUUAUCUGCUACUUCAAGGACUUUCGGUGGAAUGUGGCCUACACUUCGCCACUUUCGAUCCUCAGCGAAUACUUUAUGGCUCCUCAUGCCCGACCGCUUUCCAGUUAUCUGUAUUAUUCGAGACCCUUUAGUUGGACCCUGUGGUUAAUAGUUAUAGCGACUAUUCUUUAUGGCACCCUCAUGUUAUAUCUGACUGCUAAUCGGAAUGAAUUUGGGGAAUGCCUGCUGCACAGCCUCAGCCACAUCCUGUACAACAGCCACCAAAGAAUCAGAACUUCCGGCUGGAGGGAUAUAGCCAUUCAUGUUAUUCUAACCUUCGGGGGCUUUGUACUCACCAAUAUUUACCUGGCCACGCUCUCCAGCAUCCUGACAUCCGGCUUGUACGAAGAGGAGUACAAGACGCUGGAGGAUCUGGCCCAUGCUCCGUAUCCCAAUCUGCACGACGAGUUCUACCGGAAGCAAGUGCAAAGGAAUGAGUUUAUACCCCUGGCUCUGCGGCGGAAUAGCAUUUCGUUAAAUGCCACCCUGCUGAAGGAAUAUCGCGAUGGCCUGAACAAGAACUACAUCUAUAUGCUGUACGAGGAUCGGCUGGAGCUCGUCCUCAUGCAGCAGUAUCUGCUGAAGACGCCGCGCUUUAAUAUGAUUCCCCAGGGAGUGGGCUAUGCCUUGGAGUCCUACUGUGUGUCCAACAGUCUGCCCUACUUAACGAUGACCAGUGAGUUCAUGCGGCGGCUGCAGGAGCACGGGAUCAACAGCAAAAUGAGGGCGGACACCUUCAGGGAGCUCAUCCAGCAGGGAAUCUACAGCCUGAUGCGGGAUGAUGAGCCGCCAGCCAAGGCAUUCGACCUGGACUACUACUUCUUCGCCUUCGUUUUGUGGGCCGUUGGAUUGGCUGUGUCGCUCUUGGUUUUUAUCGCAGAGGUUGCUAGAAGGCUUUGA